GCAGUGGCCGGGCGGCGCGCAGGGAGCGGGACAUAGGGGGCACGGCUCGGCACGGACAGCACCGCACCGGCAGCACCGGCACGGCCCAGCCCGGCGGCGCGCCCCGCUCGGCGCUCCCCUGCCGCCGCAGCCUCCCGGCGCCGCUCCGGGGAGCCGCUCCGCCGAUCGCUUGAUUUUGGGGUUUUGCCUCUUUUCUCCUUUUUUCCCUCCUUUAUUCUCCCUUUUUCUUUUCAUUUUUUAUCUUCUUUCGUUUUCCUAUUUUUUCUCUCCUUUUUACCUUUUUGUUUCCUUUUUUUCCUCUUUCCUUUUUUUUCCCUUUUAUCUUUUUUCUCUUUUCCCUUUUCCUUUUUUCUUUUAUUUUCCUCCUUCUUUCUCUUUUUUUUUUCCUUUUCUUUCCCCCCUUUCCUUCUUCUCUCUUCUCCGCCUUUUUCCCCCUUUUCCCCCUUUUUCCUUUUUUUUUUUUUUUUUUUUCCCCUUCCCCCCUUUUUCCCCCUUUUUUUCUCUCCCGCCCCAAAAAAGCCUUUUCCAGCCCCGUUCCCCGUAAGGGGCGCACACACACACACACACACACACACACGCACACGCACCCAGCCACACCAAACCCCUCGGCGGCCGCGGCCAGGGGGCGGGGAGACGGCGGAGGGAGCGGCGGCUGGCGGUGCGGGAAGGCGGGGACGCGGCUCCCCCCGGCCCGACCUCGGACCAUGUACCAGGACUACCCCGGCAGCUUCGACACCUCCUCCAGAGGCAGCAGCGGCUCCCCGGGACACCCCGAGACCUACUCCGGCGGCGCAGCCCAGCAGAAAUUUCGAGUAGAUAUGCCAGGAUCAGGCAGUGCUUUCAUCCCCACGAUCAACGCCAUCACGACCAGCCAAGACCUGCAGUGGAUGGUGCAGCCCACCGUCAUCACCUCUAUGUCCAGCCCCUACUCCCGCUCGCACCCCUACAGCCACCCGCUGCCCCCGCUGUCCUCGGUGGCCGGACACACGGCCCUUCAGCGGCCGGGCGUGAUUAAAACCAUCGGGACCACGGUGGGACGGAGACGAAGGGACGAGCAGCUGUCGCCCGAGGAAGAAGAGAAGCGAAGGAUCCGGAGAGAGAGGAACAAGCUGGCAGCUGCUAAGUGUCGUAACAGGCGUCGAGAGCUAACAGAGAAACUCCAGGCGGAAACUGAGGUGCUGGAGGAGGAGAAGUCAGUGCUGCAAAAAGAGAUCGCUGAGCUCCAGAAGGAGAAGGAGAAACUGGAGUUCAUGCUGGUGGCUCACAGCCCUGUGUGCAAAAUCAGCCCUGAGGAGCGCCGGAGCCCACCAUCCAGCAGCCUCCAGAGCGUUCGGACUGGAGCGAGCGGAGCGGUGGUGGUGAAGCAGGAGCCCGUGGAGGAAGAGAUCCCAUCUUCCUCUUUGGUCCUUGACAAAGCCCAGAGGUCUGUCAUUAAGCCCAUCAGCAUUGCUGGAGGUUUUUAUGGGGAGGAGGCACUCAACACUCCCAUCGUGGUGACCUCGACACCAGCCAUCACUCCUGGCUCCUCCAACUUGGUGUUCACCUACCCCAACGUCUUGGAUCAGGAGUCUCCUCUCUCCCCGUCCGAGUCCUGCUCCAAAGCUCACCGGAGGAGCAGCAGCAGCGGUGACCAGUCCUCGGAUUCCUUGAACUCUCCCACCUUGCUGGCAUUGUAAUCCCCCCGUGGCCCCCCAUUGCCAGUGUGUUACACCCCCCGCCCAGCUCCAUGGGGGGAGCCCCUCUCCAUGGGAUUAGAGACAGGCACAGGAUCGUUCAAGCACAAGGGCAGCAAGAACAAGGAUGGGGAAAUGCUGCAGCUUCAGGAAGGAGAGUGAGGACCAACGUCAGCUCCCUGGAGGCAGGAAACGGCAAGGGGAGGACUGACGCACCAGGACUGUUUGGAGAGGGCGACGUCCCCUCUGUAGGGACUGCCUAUGGAAACCUCUUCUCAACCGUAAUGGACUUGGGGAACACUCCUGGCCAGGACAGAAGGCGAGCUGCAGACAGUUGCUAGUCGUCCCUUUCCUUUGUGAAUUGAUCUGAUCGGUUAUGCUCUGUGCUUAGAUCAUUCUGGUUAGUUGACCUUACAAGUUCUUCUUUCCCUCUCUCUCUCUCUCUGCUUAUCAUUUCCAAUGUUGUCGAUCCCAUGACAUUUCAUCCAGUUGCUUUGAAGUCUAAAGGCUUGUUAGGAUCUUUCCUCUUGGGACAGGCUGUGGGAAACUUUGCCCGGGCGGGAGGGGGCAUGGCCAGGAGCUGGUGGGGGGACCAAGAGGAGCCCAAGGGCUCAGCGGCAAGGGCAGAGCUCAUAACUGUGGCCUGUGGCAGAGACACAGUGAACAGAGAGAGCAGGAGGCUCGCAUGGAAGCCUUUUUUUCUUAAAAAGUAGAUAUAUCUGUCCCCUUGGGCUCCUCAAAAACCAAGUUAGCAUCUCAGGGCCAAAGUAGCAUCAGAAAAGCUGCUGGGUUGGCACUUACCGGUGUCUUUGGCAGGGUUUUAACCCCAACUUGGUAGAUACCAAAUCUGCUGCUGGACUCAUUGUUUACUUUUCCUGGGCUGCCUGCUCUCUAGAGAGCAUUGCAUCUUUCUCCCCGUCAGGGCUCCUGACUCAGAUGCUGAUCUCUUUCUGUUAGUAAAAUCCUCUCCUCCCCUUGGCCAUAUUUGCAGACCAUGCUACCAAAAAAGUGGCACCGUGUGCUAUAAAUCCAGGAGACUGGCAGCGGAUAACGAGGUGAAACCACCUGGUUGUGCCCUCGCUGAGCUUUUCCUUGUUGGGAAACAAGGCAGCACGGAUCCACACAAUUGGUACCAGCAGGUGGUGUUUGCUCAGAGCUCCUCAGUUUCCGAAGCUGGGGUGAAGGCAGGGGUCCAGCCUCCAGCACGGGCCUCAAGGAGCUCCUGACCAGGCAGCAGUGGCAUAGCUGAUCUGAUGGCCUGCUCAAAUGAAACCAGAGCUUCUGGUAACAUCUGGUGCAACUGACAAAUUGACACUGGAAGAAAAUCAAUUACCAUUAUUUGCAUCUCGGUCAUUGGCCUCUUUUUAUGUUUUUAAAAUGUAAUUGAUCUGGUUUUGUUGGGGUUGACUGGCCUGAAGAUCCAAAGCCAAUCAGGGGGCUCUUCCUUCAGCUUUGGGUCCUUGUCUUCUCCAGCCACCUCUGGGCUUAGCGCUAAUGUUUGCUACUGAGAGCAGUCCCGUGCAUAACCUAUUCCUGCUUGGAGCCAAGCUCAGGCCCUGGCGAUGUCAAGGCACUGAUGAAUCAUGACCUUGUGCAUACGAGGACUGCUCAGCUUGCCAGCUAAGCUGCUUACAGGAUAGCUCUUUAGUCCAGUCUGUUGAAGCUGUGGUGGCAGCUAUUUAUUCUGAUGUGAGCUUUUCUUGUUUUCUUUUUUUUUUUUUUUUUUUUUUUUUUUUUAAUUGGCUGAAACAUGGGUAUUUCUUGGUCAGGCUGGACCUGGAGAAAUGCAAUAUGCAAUGACAGGGCCAGUGCUGUGAGAUGCUAAACUGCUGCAGUCCCUGCCAACUCCGCUGGGAAUUAAUAGGGCUCAGUCUUGUGGAGCCAGACCUUUGCUCAGCAGGGCUGGAUUCCCUCAAACCCUGGCCAAUGCCUAUUCCUUGAGUCAUUUCAAAGUGACACUACUUUGGCUGUAAAGGUAGACUUUCUUUUCUUUUUUUUCUUUUUUUUUCCCAAUUAUUAUUAAUUUUAAACCCAGGUAUUUGCCAGAGCUGCCAGAAAUAGAAAGAUAUGAGCGAUCUUUUUCCUUUGUAAAACUGAUUCAGUAAUUCAGGCUUUUCCUUUGUUGCUUAAACAUUUCCAUCUCUAUACCAGUGCUAGAGGUUUCAAAUUGAGCUUAAUAAGUAAAAUUGAUACAGGAGUCUGUUUGUCCUUAAAUGAUAAUCAAAGCUUUUUUUUUUCUUUUUUUUUUUU
This is a messenger RNA of Cygnus atratus (black swan), 3923 nucleotides long. RefSeq names its product FOS like 2, AP-1 transcription factor subunit (gene FOSL2). Gene Ontology annotation, cellular component: nucleus. NCBI's taxonomy places the organism in Eukaryota, Metazoa, Chordata, Aves, Anseriformes, Anatidae. The transcript has 4 exons. Gene Ontology annotation, biological process: regulation of transcription by RNA polymerase II. Gene Ontology annotation, molecular function: RNA polymerase II cis-regulatory region sequence-specific DNA binding; DNA-binding transcription factor activity, RNA polymerase II-specific. The record is from RefSeq and is a predicted model, not a curated record. Bases 705 to 1676 code for a protein of 323 amino acids.